GAGAGAGAGAGACAGACAGGCAGGAAGAGAGACAGACAGAUGGUGAGACGGGAGGGACAAACUAGGGAAAGGCUGAGUUUGAAGUCUGAGAGGGUUGAGUUGACGACGGACGCAAGACGGAGAAGAUAGGACGGCACAAACGUGAGGACAUUUGGGAGUUAUUCUGGAUUUAUUUACCUGAAAGAAGAAGAACAGACCUGUUUUAACUUCUGACUUUGACUUUCCAGAAGGACUCGUUCUCGUUCUCCGCUCGGGAUAUUCUGUGAAAUCUUCCUGAGAAAAAGUGAAUGUGAACUCGACUCUUCUACACCUCAGCCUCAGGAUUAUGUUGGUGCGUGGUCGCUCUGCGGAUCUGAAGGAGGAUCAAAAUGUUAAAAUGUAAAGUUCAAAGUUCUCUCUGCUGCCUGUGUUUCACCUCGCUGCUGCUGCUCCAGAGUCUGAGCAGAUCAGCUCCCACAGAGAACCAGACCCUCCCCUGUAGUAUCUCUGUGUCUGAACCUUUACCUGAGCUGGACUCCAUCUCGCUGACCGUGAGCACACCUGGACACGACUGCUCCUUCACCGUGACGUCACCUGACACCGGAGCAGAUGGCGCCGAGUGCAGACUGAGAACGAGAAGAAGAAGAAGAAGUCUAGACGAGGAGACGCAGACCAAUGAGAUCGAUGUUCAGCAGCGAGGAGAGGAGGAGGGUAAGGAGGGUACAGGAGGAAACUAUCUAGGAUCCAACCAGCUAGGAGACGAGGAUGGAGGGAACAAGGAGGCAGGAGGUGUUUUCACCUGCAUGCUGGAUCACCUGGAGCCAGGGACCGCCUACCUGCUGCAGGUUCAGUCGCGGAAAGAUGGAGAGACGACGAACUUCACGCUACACACACGGCCGUCGGCGGUGAGCGGCCUGCUGGUGACCUCCAGGACCAGCAGCAGCCUGGGGCUUUCCUGGCAGGCCGGCCCGGGCAGGACGCAGCGCUUCAGGCUGCAGCUUCAGGACCUCACAGGUCUGCUGAGGAACGAGACGUUAGAGAGCACAACAACCCAGCACACACUCCUCGACCUGCCGCCUGGACGACUGUACAACGUUACCAUGGUUACAGAGGCCGGCGGGCUGCAGAACAGCGUGACGAUGAAGGCCCAGACAGUUCCCGCUGCCGUUUUAAACCUCACCGCCGACCAUAGCAACAGCAGCACAAGCGUCCUGUUGUCAUGGCAACGGCCGGACGGCGAUCUGGACGCACUCGACAUCGCUCUCUCGACCAACGGGACGAUCGGCAGGAAGAUCACUCUUCAGCCGAACGCCUCGGAGGUAGAAGUUGAUCAGCUGGUUCCAGGCUCGGCCUAUCAGGUAGCAGUGACGUCCAGGAGCGGCACGCUGACGAACCAAUCACAGACCACCGUCAGGACAGCUCCAGCAGCGGCGUCCCUCCUCUCCUUGUCUCCUUCCUCCUCCUCCCCUGACGACGGCCUCACCUUGUCUUGGACGCCCCCCGCUGGUCACUGGGAGAACUACAGGGUGUUUCUGUUUGACGGCUCCCAGCAGGUGGUCAGCUCCGCUCUGGACCGAGAGGCGCUGAACUUCAGCUUCUCCGGGACGAGACUAACGCCCGGAACAAUGUACCGAGCGGCGCUGCGGGUGGAGAGUGGAGGACUGGUGACUGAGAGCAGCUGUAAAGGAGCAACAGCUCCGGCGGCCGUGUCAGACCUCCACAUCCGCCACACUGACGAGACCUCGAUCAGCGCCAUGUGGAGCCACGCCCCCUCUGGGUCACGUGACAGCUACUUCCUGACUCUCAGCCACGGUAACGUUACCGUGGAUACCAGGGAGGUGGAGCCAAACAUGAGGGAGUGCACGUUCAAUGUGCUCACACCUGGGAGGCGGUACAACAUCACCGUGGCAACCAGGAGCGGGAAACUGAACCGCUCAGUGUCAGUGGAGGGGACGACAGCUCCCAUGGCGCUGAGCAGCCUCACUCUGAUGAGCUCAGGAGUCGACAGCCUCAAGGCAUCAUGGGAGAAACCACCAGGAGACGUGGACUCGUACACGCUGACGCUGCUGCAGGACGGUGUUGUUGUUCAGAACGUCAGCGCUCUGGUUUCUUCUUCUUCUCUGCUGCUGUCUGGUUUGACUCCUGGCGCCCUCUACAUGCUGCAGGCUGCUACUGCAAGCGGAGGACUGAAGUCUAAACCCGUCAGUCUGAAGGGACGAACCACUCCGGCGUCCGUUUCCGAGGUAACCGCUGCGAACGGAGGCAGGUCAGAUGCUUUGCAUGUGUCAUGGCGUCCGGCGGUCGGCGUUGUGGAGAGCUACCUGGUGCGUCUACAGGACGGGAGUGGGACCGUCCACACGCUCGCCGUGUCCCGCUCCUCGCCAGAGUGCUCCUUCAGCUCGCUUGUCGCCGGGAGGUUGUACACCGUCGUCAUAGUGACGAGGAGCGGCAGCCUGGAGAACGCCACCGUGGUUACAGCUCGAACACAACCGGCGACCGUUCAGAAUCCGACAGCUGUUCAUUCUGCACGAGACGAUUUCCUCAAGGUGUACUGGCGUCACGCAGCAGGAGAUCGGGACCGCUACGUGGUUCUGAUCGGGUACAACAACAGCGUCCUGCAGAACAAAAGUGUCACCGCUGGCCACGAGUGCGACUUCUCGUCCCUGACGCCUGGGAGGCUCUACACAGUCACCGUGGAAACCUGGAGCGGGGACUACGUCAGCAGCGUCUCCACCGACGGACGCACCUUUCCCGCCGCUGUUGGAAACCUGUCUGUAGUUAACGCAGGGACAGGUGACCUCACCGUCACCUGGAGCCCCGCCCCCGGAGAUGUGGACCACUAUGAGGUGACUCUGCUCUUCAACGACACCCGCGUUUUCCCUCCGGUGACGUUGAGCAGCGAGGUGAGACGUCACCAGCUGACCUCUCUGAACUCGGGGCGACUUUAUAAGAUCGUGGUGUCGACGUUCAGCGGGUCGUACCAGAGUGCUCAAUACAUCGAGGGCCGGACAGUCCCCAGUGCAGUCGGGAACCUCCGGCUGGCUCCUCGACCACGUGGGCUGGAGGUCACUUGGACCCCUGGAGGCGGUGACAUGGACAUGUAUAUCGUCUCAUUAUCCACCACGGGCAGGGCCGUUGUCGAGACUCGUCCCGUCCCUAAAUACGUCUCCUACCUGGAGUUCCUGGAUCUGAUCCCUGGGAACGCCUACACCAUCACCGUCCAAUCACGGAGCGGGAAUCUGAACAAUAGCAACAAAGCCACCGGCAGAACAGCUCCGUCCUGUGUCACCGCCCUGCAGGCCGAUAACGACCACACCACCCACAGUCUCACUGUCAGCUGGGAGAGGCCGGUGGGCGUGUACGACAGUUACAAUCUGCAGUUAUUGGAUGAGGCCGGGGCCGUUCUGGCCAAUCGGUCGGUCCUCGCGGAGAGUCGAAAUGAGCGAUUGGAGGGUCUGACGUCGGGGAGGUGGUACAGAGUGACGGUGGUGACGCUCAGCGGGGGGGUUCCGUCACAGGAGGCCACGGCAGAGGGACAAACACGUCCGUCUGCAGUCACUAAUCUCACCGUCACCUCCCUCAACACCUCCUCGCUCUCCUUCUCCUGGAGUCCCUCUGACGGCCACGUCGACAUCUACGACCUGUCGCUCUACAGCGUCACCGAGGCGACGGCCAAUCACAGACAGGACACUGCAGGGAGAAGGAAGGAGCGUCACCAGAUGCUGGGGGAGCUGGUGGACCUGCAGAAAGUGGGUCGGGAUGCAGACAGGUGUGUGUUCUCCGGUCUGCGAGCAGGAAGUCUGUACAGGCUGCAGGUGGUGAGCUGGAGCCGAGGCAUGAACAGCGACUCGUCUGUCCUCGCCAGAACAGUCCCGUCCACAGUUUCGUCUCUAAAGGUACAGAGUUCUGAACAGACGGACAGACUGACAGUCGGCUGGGAGCACGGAGAGGGAAGCUGGAGCAGCUAUCAGGUUGUUUUAUACGACGUCUCUGGAGCCUCUCUGGGAGCGCAGACGCUGGGGGCGGAGCAUAAGAGUCACAGGUUCUCUGGGCUGACUCCUGGUAGGCUGUACCGCGCUGAGGUCAUCACACACAGCGGAGAACUGACCAAUAACGUCUCGGCGCUCGGACGCACCUCCCCCGAGCCGCCCACUCACCUGUCCGUCAAACAAGGCCCGACCAAUGACACGAUAGAGCUGUGCUGGUCUGGUCCCGCCCUCGGGGACUACGACAGCUUCAGCCUGCAGUGGACUCCUCCGGACCAGCUGUCCGUCACACAGACUCUGCUUACCAGCCGCGUUGUGGGUGGGAUGUUCCCGGGGCGACGGUACAACUUCACCAUGGAGACCAUCAGUGGAGGCGGAGCCAGUGGCGGGCCUACAGUCAGGAGUCGGCCAAUCCAGAGGAGCGUGAGGACAAGUCCGUCUCCUCUCAGGUCCGUCCACUGCUUCCCCGUCUCCUCCUCCUCCCUCUCCUGCUCCUGGUCGCCUCCUCCCUCCGAUUUCGACUCGUACGAGGUUGAGUGCCGUCGCCACGAUGACGGGGAGCUGACCUCGGCGCUGCGCCUGGCCGGAGGCGUCAAGGCGGUGACGCUGGACCACCUGGAGGCGUUCAGGAAGUACUCGGUGACCGUCAGAGUGUCGUCAGCGGGGCACACGAGUCCACCGGCGACACAUACGACCGUUACCAUGAUAGACCGCCCUCCGGUCCCGCCCCCCAGCGUACGUGUCAGCGAGAAGUCCUCGAAACUCACUUCGUCCUCCAUCUUGUUUCGCUUCAACUGCUCGUGGUUCAGCGACGCCAACGGAGCCGUCAGAUACUUCGCUGUGAUCGUAGCCGAGUCUGACGCCAAUGAGAUGCUGCAGCCGGAGCAGCGCCACCCUCUGCCCUCCUACCGCGACUACAUCACUAACUCCUCCGUCAGAGCGUAUCAGACCGCCUACUUCACCAGCCGCUGCCCUCAGGACACGGAGGCCUCACCUGGACAGGUGAUUGAGGUGAACCUGGGCGCAGGAGGAGAUCGUCUGGGCGGGGCUUGUGACCGUUACCACGACGACGACCUCUACCUGAGCGACAGCUACGGCGGCUUCUGUGACGGCCCGCUGAAGUCCAAAACCUCGUACAGGCUGAGCGUGCGGGCGUUCACCCGGCUGUUUGACGGAAAUCACAGAGAGUUCCCCGAGCCGCUGUUCACCGACACUUACCUGUCUGCACCGCUCCGCACGCACGCAGAGCCUCUAGGGGGCGUAGUGGAGGGUCUGAGUGCGGGGAUGUUCCUGAUCGGUAUGAUGGUGGCCGUCGUCUCGCUGCUGGUCUACAGACAGAGGCUACGCAAAGUGGCUGUGCAGGAGAACCCGGUGGUGAGGAUGAGUAUGUGGAAGGAGGUUCCGUCGUCUUCAGGGUUAUACGUGGGCGUCAGGAGAUUACCUCAUCGCUCACCCACAACAUCUGUUAAUUACUCUGUUAACCGUCGGGUCACCAGUCCUAUCAAAGCGUGCCACUUUGAGUCCCACCUGAGCAAACUGCAGGCCGACUCCAACUACCUGCUGUCUGAGGAGUUCGAGGAUCUGAAGGACGUCGGGAGAAACCAAACGAUGGACAUCGCCCGAGUGCCCGAGAACCGAGGAAAGAACCGCUACAACAACAUCCUGCCCUAUGAUCCGACCAGAGUGAAGCUGUCGUACCUGGAGGACGACCCCUGCUCCGACUACAUCAACGCCAGCUACAUGCCUGGUAAUAACUAUCGCAGGGAGUACAUCGCCACUCAGGGCCCGCUGCCCGGCACCAAAGACGAUUUCUGGCGGAUGGUGUGGGAGCACGGUGUCUACAACGUCGUCAUGGUGACGCAGUGUGUGGAGAAAGGACGGGUGAAGUGUGAUCAGUACUGGCCUGCAGACAGAGAGCCGCUCUACUACGGGGAUCUGGUCAUUCAGAUGCUCUCCGAGUCCGUCCUCCCAGAGUGGACCAUCAGAGAGUUCAAGAUCACAUCGGAGAGCAGCUGCAGUUACCCUCGGGUGCUGCGUCACUUCCACUACACCGUGUGGCCCGACCACGGAGUCCCCGAGAGCACCCAGUCCCUGAUCCAGUUCGUCAGGACGGUCCGGGACUACGUGGACCGAUCUCCAAGCAGCGGAGCCACGGUCGUACACUGCAGUGCUGGUGUUGGCCGCACGGGGACGUUCAUCGCCCUGGAUCGGGUUCUGCAGCAGCUGGACUCUAAAGGAACCAUCGACCUGUACAGCUGCGUGUUCGACCUCCGCCUGCACCGCCAACACAUGGUGCAGACCGAGUGCCAGUAUUCCUUCCUGCACCAGUGUGUUCGAGACGUCCUGAGAGCCAGAAAACACCGCAGUGAACAGGAGAAUCCUCUCUACCCCAUCUACGAGAACUUCAACCCCGAGUACUGCCGCGAUUUCAUCUACACCGGACGCUAAAUCCUGAUGACAGUCCUCUGAUGAAGAGAGAAGAAACGUUUGAAUGUCGGCACAUUGUGACACCGUUAAAACCGUCCUCAUUAAAAGAGAACGUAAGCAACGUGCGACAAGACAAAGACUGCGUUAAAUUCUGAUUUAAUAAAAUAAGACACGGAUCAUUUCAGGCUUACAAGGUCUUUAAUAUUUCUUUAACGUGAAGUUAUUGACCAGUGUUACAAAUGAACAAUCUCAUCUGUUCCCAAGUUAGGAGAGGUAUUAGAGCAAAUAAUAAACGUUUAAUUGUGAUAAAAUAAGAAAUGUUUGCCUGGAAUACAGCCAAGCUUGUCUUUGUAACUUUGGCCUGACAUUUAAUCAAUAUUUAAUCUAAAAUUUGGCGAUAUUUAACAUUUAAACUUUUAAAAAUAAAGUUAAAUUAGAGAUCCAUUUCAAUUUGGCAGAGGAAAUCACAAUCAAAGUGUUGAAGGACUUUUCUUAAGACAGGAAACGGGUUAAUCUCAGGUCGUUGGCCGUUCAUAGAAGUUCAUGAGUUUAAAGGUCACAUAUUCUAUAAAAUCCACUUCUCCAUGUUCCUCUAACUCUAACAUGUGUCUCUAGUCUUCAAACCCCCCAAUGAUGAGAAAAGUCCAUCCUCUCCGUCUUCUGCCUGCUCCACUUUUCAGAAAAUGUGUGCUCAAACAGGCCGUUUGGAGAUUUUCCCUUCAUGACAUCACAAAGGGCAGUAGCCCCUCCCCCAGGUGGGUGACACUCCCACAGCUAGGUGUUUGUUCUGCCCUCUGAGUCUGCCUUCUCACCGUAAACAAUAGGACAUGGAGCAAGAAAGACCGAGUACACCCAAGUCCUUCCAGAGAGGGGGCGUGGUCAGAUACAGCUUAUUUGCAUAUUUAAAGCUACAGACACAGAAACAGCCUGUUCUGAGCAGGGCUGAAAUAGAGGGGUUUAUAGACAUGAUCAAAUACAGGAUCAGAGUGGAUUUAGAACAAGAAACUUCACACACAUGUUUUGAGGAGCUCUGACACUUAUUUAAACUGAAGAGGAGCAGGAGGAUAUGUGACCUUUAAAUCUGACGUUAGCUAGCAGUGUUAGCGAGCCACUAACCUCGAUGAAACUGUCACAGGGAUGAAAGAGCUAUAUGUUUCAUUUUGACUGUCUGUUCUCACCCACCGCUCGAUAUAAGCUGUUUAUUUAAAACGUUACACGUAGUGCUGUAUGUAAAUAUUGAUGUAAUACUCUUUUUUAAUAUGAUAAUGCACAUUUAUUGUAUGUCACGAGUUUUGUAGUGAAAUCAAACUCUUGUCAAGUAGCUGCAAGCGAUUUUAUACGGCUGUAAUCAGACUUUCUGUGUAACCUGCUUUAAAGUUGUAUAUUUAGAUUCACAUUUAGUCCAUCUUUUAUACAGUUGUUCAUAAAUAGUCUAAACAUUUUAAAGAAAAGUUGUUUUUCUUUUACAUAUUUGACAGAAUUGUCUAAAUUAGAGAUAUUUUUAUGCCAUAGGUGUGUCGAAAACAUGACGUUUUUGAAAUGAUAAAUAUUGUAGCUAUUAGAGUAACCCUCUUUUUUUUAAUAUGACUGACUGUUGAGGGCAUUUCAGGGUUUUUACAUUCACUUCCUGUUUGAUGGGUUUAUAUUUAAGGACAAUGAUCAAUGGCUUUAAUCCCUAUUAUUAUAAAGUUAUCAUUCCCAGAUGUAAUAAAUAAUAUCACUACUGAUAGUAUUUUGUUAUAAUAAAGUAUAUCACAAGUAUAUUUAAUAAUUGUAUGAUACAUCACAGGCCUGAGAAUGUAAAUCUGUUUUUAUAUUUUGCAGUCAGAUUGAUGUAAACUGGGUCAUUAAAGAAUAAUUAAAAACA
This is a messenger RNA of Labrus mixtus (cuckoo wrasse), 8259 nucleotides long. It is a transcript of the gene ptprb, whose product is annotated as protein tyrosine phosphatase receptor type b. Gene Ontology annotation, biological process: protein dephosphorylation. Lineage: Eukaryota; Metazoa; Chordata; Actinopteri; Labriformes; Labridae. The record is from RefSeq and is a predicted model, not a curated record. Gene Ontology annotation, molecular function: protein binding; protein tyrosine phosphatase activity. The transcript is spliced from 40 exons. The coding region runs from base 369 to 6413 and encodes 2014 amino acids.